AUGGGUGUCAACAUACCAGGAGUGAUUGCUAUGCUAUUUUUCUAUCUGCUGGUGCUUGGGACGGGCAUCUGGGCUUCUUUCAAAUCCAGAAGGAAGCAGAAGAAAAAUGUUGCAUCUGAAAUCGAGAUGACCAUCCUGGGGAACCGGGGGAUCAGCCUGGCGGUGGGCAUCUUCACCAUGACAGCCACUUGGGUUGGAGGAGGCUUCAUAGUGGGCAUUACUGAGAUGGUGUACACCCCCUCUAUGGGUCUGAGCUUGGCUGUCCUCAUGUUAACCUCCUACUCAGUAUCAUUUCUACUCUGUGGAUGUGUGUUUGCCAAACCCUUACGAGACCAAAAGUGUGUGACCAUGAUGGACCCCUUCUACAGAAAGUACGGCAAAGGCUUCACCGCUGUUAUGUGCAUGGUCUCAUUGUUUAUUGACAUGCUGUGGAUGGCUUCAACACUUAUCGGUUUGGGUGCAACCAUCAAUGUGGUCCUGGACCUGUCGUACACCACCAGCAUCUGGAUCUCUGCAGCUGUGGCCAUCACCUACACUCUGAUGGGAGGACUCUACUCUGUGGCCUACACGGACAUCAUCCAACUGAGCCUUAUCUUCUUCGGCAUGGGCAUCUGUGUGCCAUUUGUGCUGGUUAGCCCUCACUCUAUGAACAUUGGUGAAACACUGAUGAACAACACCUUGCACCCUCCCUGGAUCGGUUCAGUAAACCCCAAAAAAGUUUGGAUUAUGAUGGAUGAUUUUUUAUUUUUGUCAUUUGGGAGUAUAGCAUACCAGGCCUUACACCAGAGGACGCUGUCUGCUUCUUCAACCAGGACAGCAAAGAUCACCAGCGCCAUUGCUGCUUUUGGAAUCCAGGUGUUUGGAAUCUCUCCCAUUCUGUUUGGAGCAGCCGCCUCAUCCACAGACUGGAAUCAGACGCUGUAUGGUUUGCCCUCUCCUUAUGAACGAGGAGAAGCCGCUCAGGUGCUGCCCAUCAUGUUGGAGGCCCUCACUCCCUCUUACAUCUCCAUCAUUGGGAUUGGCUGUGUGGCCGCUGCUGUCAUGUCCUCAGCAGACUCAGCACUGAUGUCGGCCGCCUCUGUCUUUUCGGCGAACGUCUACAAGAACAUCAUAAGGCCCCGGGCCUCAGACACAGAGAUGCAGUGGGUGAUUCGGGCCACAGUGGUUGUCGUUGGCGUUUCUGGGACCGCUCUCACCACCUUCAAAAACAGCACCUUACUCUUCUGGUUUCUGGCAGCUGAAGUGGCCUACGUUGUGGUUUUCCCCCAGUUCUUCUGCGUCCUCUUCUUAAAAAGGACCAACCUCUACGGAGCAACCGCGGGCCUGCUCUUCGGAUUUCCUUUCCGGCUCUUGUGUGGAGAGCCCUCACUGGGAUUACCUCCAGUUCUACAGUUCCCAGGAUGCACUAUGGAGGAUGGAGUUUAUGUGCAGUACUCUCCUGUUAAAACCAUCUCCAUGUUGUCCACUAUGGCCAUCAUUUUGUUUUUCUCUUACCUGCUUUCUCAGCUUUUCAAGAGAGGCCACCUUCCAGAUAGCUGGGAUGUGUUCCAUGUGAAAGUUCAGACAUCACUGCAAAGAGGGCAAGAAGCUACUGGCGUACUGGCCCACGUAGACAAUACAGAUAUGAACACGUCAAAAACUGGCUUUGAAAUGGAAGCACUGGACCCAGCGCUUAACAGAUGA
Messenger RNA from Periophthalmus magnuspinnatus, 1683 nucleotides. RefSeq names its product high affinity choline transporter 1-like. Lineage: Eukaryota; Metazoa; Chordata; Actinopteri; Gobiiformes; Gobiidae. The record is from RefSeq and is a predicted model, not a curated record. Gene Ontology annotation, molecular function: choline:sodium symporter activity. Bases 1 to 1683 code for a protein of 560 amino acids. Gene Ontology annotation, biological process: transmembrane transport; choline transport; acetylcholine biosynthetic process. The transcript has 8 exons. Gene Ontology annotation, cellular component: plasma membrane.